Molecule: messenger RNA, 1495 nt
Organism: Pygocentrus nattereri (red-bellied piranha)
Lineage: Eukaryota; Metazoa; Chordata; Actinopteri; Characiformes; Serrasalmidae
Gene: havcr1
Product: hepatitis A virus cellular receptor 1
Exons: 7
Coding region: 102-914 (270 amino acids)
Source: RefSeq, a predicted model, not a curated record
GAAGUCAUGCACAGCACAGGGUUGACCUAAGUGUAAACCAGUUAAAUGUGAGGGGGCAACGCAGUUGUCUAUGGAAUGCCUCAGAGUGAAACCAUCUGAUCAUGAAUCUGCUUUACUGGGUCACCUCAUCAGUCUGCCUUCUUCUCUGCCUGAUAGUCUGUUCAUGCAGAGCCAUUCUUGUGACCGGCUUUUACGGUCAAGAUGUCACUCUGCCAUGCAAAUACGACUCCAAAUAUCAUGGGAAAUGUGAGAUAUGCUGGUUGAAAGGCGACAUACCAGUAAGUGGAUGUGGUGCUGAAAUUCUUGCAACAAAUGGAGACAAAGUAGACAGAAGAACAUCAAGCCGAUAUACACUAAAAGGAGACAUACAGAAGGGAGAUGUGUCUUUGACAAUCGUCAGCACCACCACAGACGACUCUGGAAAGUAUGGCUGUCGAGUGCAUGUGCCUGGAUGGUUCAAUGAUAAAAAAUAUGUAGUAAACUUACAACUUGUAGAAGCACCUGCGCCAAAACCAACAACACCAGUAAAUUCUUUACUAUCACGUAUCACUGAGAUUUCAAGCGAAGAACCAUGGCUGUCUGUAUCCACAAGAGAGGUUCCAAAACCUGUGAACUCAGCAAAUUUCUCCAACACAUCCCUUCCUGUGCACAAUAAAAACGUAAUUGAUUCAACAUACGAUAUGCUUCCUGGCAUUGUGGUGUCAGCUCUACUGCUGCUAUUAUUGGGACCUCUUGCUGUUUACUUUAUGUGGAAACAAAAGAGAAAAAGCCGAGGCACACUAGAAACAGCCCACUUACAUCCUUCUGUGAUAUACGGCAACGUGAACAGCACUGUGGGCAUCCUCAACAGGGAGAUGGCAGUGGAGAAUGUCUAUCAAUUAGAUACUGAGAACGAAUAUGAACGGUGGUCGUGAUAAUUCAUGAUCAUGAUAACUCAUGAUAUUCAAUAAUGCUACACUGUACUUGGUUUAACUAAUGAGUUAUGAAAAGCUUCAAGUAAUGUUAAGUUAUGUCACAUUUGUGACUAUAUAAUAUUAAAUACAUUUUUUCUUUGGACUCACUUUAGUGGCAUUAUAGGCCCCAAAAAGCUUCAUAAACGGUCAAUAUGUUUUACCUUUCUCUUCCAGGUAGUCCUCAUAAAUUUCCAAACAUGCUUUGUGAUGCAAUAGUCUUACAUAAUAUGAUAUUGCUCUUUCUGUGGUCAUUACAUUUUAACAGUGAAAUAUGAGAGUUAUAUUAAUGUUCUAGUAAUAGAGUUAUAUUAAUGUUAUAGUAAUAUUCUGUUGCUCUUGUGAAUAUUUUUAUACAUAAUCAAAUCUUGCUGAACAUCUCAAAUAAGAUAUUUUAUUGGCAGCAUUCGUCAUUCAAUUACAAAUUCAUGUAUUUGAUUUCAGAUUUACUACUAUUUUGCUAUUAUCUGUAUUUUAUAUAAAACUCAGAAGGAAUGAGUGUAUACACUGAUCAUUUUGAAGAGUAAAUAAAUGGCUAUACUGAU